Molecule: messenger RNA, 6152 nt
Organism: Megalops cyprinoides (Indo-Pacific tarpon)
Lineage: Eukaryota; Metazoa; Chordata; Actinopteri; Elopiformes; Megalopidae
Gene: ly75
Product: lymphocyte antigen 75
Exons: 35
Coding region: 160-5322 (1720 amino acids)
Molecular function (GO): signaling receptor activity
Source: RefSeq, a predicted model, not a curated record
GGAGACUUACGGAGAAAUGAUUGCCGUCAAUUGACAGUUAGCUAGCAGGCUACCAAACAAGUUACCUCUCAUCGAAAGCUAGAAAAGCUAGAAGUAGCUAAGUGCGCAGUUCCUAUGAGAGACGUAUGUGGUUCAUCUAAACGCGCUGUUCUCUAAAAAAUGGAUGGGGGUACAAAAGAUAUAACAGAGAGAUAUAUUUACAUGUGUGCCUUCCUACUUGUCGGACUCACGGCUAUUCAUUCUGGAAAUUGCGCACUAACUCAGAAUUCCGGUGAGGAUAUCUUCACUAUCCGGCAUGUGAGCGUGGGCCAGUGCCUGCAGGCGGAGCCUCAGGGCGUGCGGGUGGGGGCCUGCAGGGGGGCUCCGGCGGAGCAGUGGAAGUGGGGAUGGGGGAACCGCCUGUUCCACGUGGACACCGCCCGCUGCCUGGGCCUCCAGCCCAACGCGGUGACCCCCACGCUGCUCAGCUGCAACUCCAGUGGCGACAUGCUUUCAUGGCACUGUGAGGAGGAGGCCGUCUACAUCAGGUCAGAGCUCUACCUGUCAGCGGCCAACGGGACCGUCGCCGUUCAGAAGGACAGGGCACCCGAGGGAUGGACAAGGGGCAACUCCUCAGAGUGCAUCUGCCAUCGUCCGUACAAGGUCGUACACACCACCAAGGGGAACUCCUUCGGGGAGCCCUGUGUGUUUCCGUUCCUGUACGACGGGACCUGGUUCCACGGGUGUUUCCCCGACGAGUUAGACGAAAACUAUACCCGGUGCUCGACGACGUCCGACUAUGACACGGACAGGAAGUGGGGCAUCUGCUUAAACUACGAGGAAGGCUGUGGGCCCCUGUGGAGUCCAAGCGACUCGGGAAACUGCUACCAGAGCAAUACAGAGGCCAUGGUGUCCUGGCACGAGGCGCGGGCUUCCUGCUGGAGCCAGGGCGCAGACCUGCUCAGCGUCUCCAGCCCGGCGGAGCUGGCGCCCGUCAACGUCACAGACCACCCAAGGCUGAUGUGGAUCGGACUGAACCAGCUGAACAUGGCUCAGGGUUGGCAGUGGUCGGAUGGUUCUCCCCUCACGCUUGCCUACUGGAACAAAGGGAUGACAGAGGUGUCGGCGCUGACGGAGUCGGACUGCGCGGCGGUGACCCCAGAGGGACGCUGGGAGAAGACGGCGUGUGACAGGAAGCUGCCCUACAUCUGCGAGAAGGCGGCCAGUCGGACACAGCCUGAGAACCCGUGGGUGCUGAAGGCCACAAAGUGUCCGGCGGGCUGGUUUGCGUGGAACGGGUUCUGCUACCAGCUGAGCAAGGAGCCCCAGAGCCAGGCGGACACCGUGUUCAGAUGUGGGAAGGACAAGGCCUUGCUAGCCAGCAUAGCAUCCCUGGCAGAGGUGGAGGCCAUCAGCACAGAAUUCCACAAUUCCACUGUGGGCGUCUUUGACGUCUGGAUUGGCCUGAUGAGUCAGAAGAGCCCGCCCCUCUUCCAGUGGAUGGACAACACCUCCGUCUCUUUCACCUACUGGGCCAGGAACGAACCCACCGCCCCCAGUGAAAGCAGCUCCACCUGUGUGUCUUACUCCGGCAAGUUUCACCAGUGGAAAGUCACCCCGUGUGGGAAUAAACUGCGGUACCUGUGUAAGAAGAGGGGCCAGGACUUGGGGACAGUGGUCCGUGCAGGCUGCCCGUCUGAUGGUGACUGGGUGAGACACGGCAACGCGUGUUACAAAGUGGACACCAAACCAGUGCUCUUCAAAGACAGGUGUGACCUCACCAUAAUGAACAGGUUCGAGCAGGCCUUCAUCAGCAGCCUGAUCAGGGAAAAGAGAGAGACCCAGUAUUACUGGACCGGGCUUCAGGACAUCAACAACACUGGAGAGUAUCACUGGAGCACCAGAGAGAUCCCAAUCGACCGGGUCACUUACACCAACUGGGCCCCGAACGAGCCAGGUCGGGGUGGACAGUGUGCUGUGAUGUCCAGUGGAAAGCUGGGCCAGUGGGAGCUGAAGGACUGCACUCUGUUCAGAGCCGGUUCUGUCUGUAAGAAGGAGAUUGGACCGCACACAGCUCCAGAACCCGAGCCGGAUCUCAGUGCCCCCUGCCCCUCUGGAUGGGACUCCAAACCCGACCUCCACUACUGCUACAAGGUGUUUCACGAAGAGAGGCUGAGCCGCAAGCGCUCAUGGGAAGAGGCGGAGCGCUUCUGUGAGGCUCUGGGGGCCCACCUGCCCAGCUUCACCGAACAGGACGAGUUCAGCUCCCUGCAUGGAAUCCUGAGGGACAAAAUCAGCAGUGACCGGUUCUUCUGGGUCGGGCUGAACCGCAGAAACCCGAUACUUGACGGGGAAAGCCCCUGGGAGUGGAGCGAUGGAAGGCCGGUGUCCACCUUUCUGUUGCACAACAUUCAUGAAGACGACGAAUACAAUCGCGACUGUUUGGCGCUCAAGGUGGUGAAGUGGAGACGCUACCCCAGCCUCCUCAUCUCCCUGCUCCAUGGUUACACAGAACAAGCCUACCUGGCCACGCCCUUCACCUGCGACGCCCAGCUGGAGUGGGUGUGCCAGAUCCCCCGAGGCAGUACUCCACUGACGCCUACAUGGUUUAACCCACAUGGGCACCACGAAUCAUCGAUAUUUGUGGACGGGAAGGAGUUCUGGUUCGUGAACGAAACGGCGCUCUCGCACGAGGAAGCCGAACUGUACUGCUCCAGCAACGACAGCAAGCUGGCAGAACCGCGGAGCUUCAGCACAGUCAGACAGAUCCACGACAAACUGGCCCAGCUCUCGAGCGGCAGGAUGAGCUGGUGGGUUAACAUCGAGGACAUGCGGAACCUCUACCCAUGGUCAAUGAGAGGAAUGUACUAUCAUUACUAUCAGUCGAGGUUCCUUGACAGAUGCUCUGCAUUGAGUUCUACAUCCAUAAUGCCUGACUACCCCUACAGCUGCGGCCAGCGGCUUCCGUUCGUGUGCGAGAAAAUCAACGUCACGUCUGUGGAGAAGGACCCUCGUCCACACCCCAAGGGCCUGCCAUGCAAAGAGGGUGAACUGGCCUUCAAGGAUAAGUGCUACAUGGUGAGGACGAGGCGGUACCUGCGCUUUGACAAAGCCAACGAACACUGCAUGAAGGAUGGGGGAAGUCUUCUCACCAUCUCCAGCCAAAUCGAGCAAGAUUUCAUCUCCUCCCUCUCGGACCAGCCCAAUAAGUCCUGGAUCGGCCUGAGGUCCAGCAACCAGGAGUGGGAGUGGGUGGACGAUUCACCCGUCACCUUCAGCAACUUCAACCCCCUUCUUCACGGACAGCUGCGCUUAAUGCCAGUCAAUAUUUUGGAUCCAGAUCAUAUGGCGCUGUGUGUGUUCAUGUACCACGGCCCCAACGCUGCGAUGAUGGGCUCCUGGGAUUUCUCCAGCUGUCAGGAUGAGCAGUACGUCUCAGUGUGUCAGCGUUACGCAGACAAACCAGAGGAGCCCUGGGUUCCUGAAGGUAGGUUCCAGGUGAAGGAGCACACGUACAAAAUCCUACAGAAGAGCAUGACAUGGUUCAUGGCGCGGGACGAGUGUGGGAAAGAGGACAUGGACCUGGCCAGCAUUUCGGACAUCUACCAGCAGGUCAACCUCUCAGUGACCGCCAGCAGAUUCAACGGCUCCCUGUGGAUCGGCCUCUUCAGCGAAGAUGAUGGAAUCCACUACCGCUGGACGGACCAGACCCACACAUCGUUCAGCCGCUGGUACCCCGAGCCCACCAGUGGGCGCUGUGUCUACCUGGACACCGAUGGCUUCUGGAAGGCCACCGACUGUGAGGAGGAGCUGCCAGGAGCCAUCUGUCACGUCCCUCGAGAUGACCAUGCUGAGUUGCCCCCAGAGCAUUCAAAAGUAAAAUGUCCUCACAAAGCCAACGGGCCCAACUGGAUUCCGUUUGGGAGUCACUGCUACACCUUCCAGCUGGCAGCAUCACGGUGGGACAGUUACGCCAAGAAUGUCCGAGAAACGUGCAAGAACUUAGACCCUGAUGCUGAAAUCUUAACCAUCCGAAACGAGACUGAGAAUGAGUUUGUGAGACAGCAGUUCCAGCAUUUCAAAGAUCUGGCGGAUUUUGUGUGGGUCGGAGUGUUUAACGACAGCACUGAUAAUAAGCUGAAAUGGUACGAUGGCACCUACGUCCAGUACUCCAACUGGAAGGACGGAAGGCCCAACGUGACCGACUCGUUCAUGGCCGGCCUCAACGCAGAAGGCCUCUGGGAGUUAGUCAAGAAUCAGCGCUACUAUGCGCGCUUCAGGCAGCUAACUAUCGUUGCCUGCAAACUCGACUACGAUUCAAAAGAGGAUUUCAGCAAAAACGUGCACGAUUACAAGGAGUAUGGCAACCUGAACUACAGCGUGAUCCAGGAGAAGCUGACGUGGUACGAGGCGUUGCGGAAGUGCGGGACCAGGGGAGGGCACCUGGCCAGCGUUCACGACAUGCAGCAGGAUGCCCACCUGGAGCUCCUCGCCAAGACCGACGGCUUCCCGCUGUGGAUCGGCCUCUCCAGUCAGGACGACCGGGGCUCCCCGCGCGAGUGGUCAGACGGGACGGUGUUCGACUACAAGCCGGCGGCGUACACCCACUCAGACCCCGAAGGCAACUGCAUCCUCGUGAACACCAGAGGAGCCUGGGAGCGGAGGAACUGCUCGUCUGUGCAGGAGGGAGCCAUCUGCUACCACAACACCACCCCCAGGUCAAGCCCUCAGUCCUCCCCUGCUUCCGGUAACUGCCCCCAGGGCAUGGGAACCUCUAAGUGGAUCCAGUACAAAGACCACUGCUACGCGUUUGACAUGACCUUCUACAACUACUCAGUGUUCACCAUGGAGGACGCCAAGGCCGUCUGUGGGAGGCUGGACACAUCGUCGCAGCUCCUGACCAUAAAGGACAGGGACGAGAACAGCUUCGUCUCCAGAUAUGUGACGGAAGACCCCCUCAUCACCAGUCGUGUCUGGCUCGGGUUGGACCUGGAAAAGAAGGGUAAGUGGGUGGACGGUUCCACCGUGGACUUCGAUAACUGGGAUGCAAGCUCAGUGAAGGACACGGGGCUCGGCUGCGCCGCCAUGAUCUCCGCAAACGGCGGCGUCUGGAGCCGGGUCAGCUGCAGUCAGAGCCGCAGCCGAAUCGUCUGCAAAGCGCCCGUCCGGUCACGCGGCACAUCCGUCGCCCUAGCCUUCUUUCUGAUCACCGUGGUAACGCUUCUCGCCGCAGCGGCGUUUGUCAUAUACAAGAAAAACAGGUCACGCUUCACCUCUACAAUACGGUACCAAAGAAACUUCGACGAAUGCGACACCACCAGCAUAAUAACUGACACCGAGUGAGAGUGUCUAAUACAGCUUCAGUGAAAUUAAUCGAUUGUGUGCCUUGGCUUAAUAAAGACUCAUUAAUUAGUACAUGUGUGUCAGACACCACAGACACUCCCUAAACAUGUCUCUGAAUGUAUUAACAUUACAAACCUAUGCAGAGCACACAUUUAUAGACCUCUAUACAGUCAACCUGCAAGCCUAUCCAGUGUGCACCUCUGACAUCUCUGGCAAAGAUAAAUUAUUACCAAUGACCGCCCCGGAGAACGUGAAAAGAUCUCCAUUUUGAAUGUUUUUAAUUUCUCCUCUCUUAACUGUUUGUGUGUUUUGUUUUAAUGAAAGGGGUGCGUGAGUGAAAUUUAGCCGUAAUAUUGGUGGAAGGCAUGCGGGUACAUCCUGAGACCCCGCCCACCCACUCUUGGGUAGUGUUCUGUGUGUGAAGGCUGUCAGGGUUUCUCCGCCUCUUAGAACAAAGCACUGAGAUUCAUGUAAAUGUUUAACAUAAAUGUGUGAUUGUAUUACUAGCCAUAGCUUUCUGUUUGGAAAUGUUCUAAUUACAGAAUGUCAUUUGAUUUAUUUGUUAUUUAAUAAAUUAUUUGAUGUAAUGAUGGCAGGUCACAUGACUCAAACAGCAUUGACACACCUGUUUAAAUUUUGCUUUUGUUAACCGUAGGUCUGGGUUCAGAUGUUUUUGUGAGAGACUGGAUUGUUUACUUUUGAACUUUUAUUAUGAUGACAUAUUUCUGUUUUAAAUGAGGUGUGUUGUAAAUCUACAGUAUAAAAGUGUCCAAAUCCCUUGAAACCAAACAGUGCUUUAUCAAAAAUUUCAUAGAUGCAUUGAUUGAUUU